GUAACAGUUUUAAUAUGGGCUCAUUUACAUAUGGGCUCAUAUAUUUCAUUCUUGGGUUUAAGGCCGUGUUUGCUUCUUUGCUCAAUUGGCAACUCCUCGCCGGAAAAGCAGACCGAUCGGUAGACCAACGCCGUCAGUGGCAGACAUAUACAUACACAUAUACACACAAAUAUACAUAAAAUGGCAGCCAAGGAAGAAGAAAAGGCAGGUGGGUCAGAGAUGAAACCAUGGGAGCAGCACUCAGCAGUUAUAAGCAUCCCUCGCUUUGAUUACAACGCCCCUUCUUCUUUACUCAGCCAUUCUUUCACUGGGUUUCUUGUUACAUGCCCCAUCAAGAGGGAGAAAAGUGCUACGAAGGAAGCCAUGUCAAUCUUCCAAAAGUUUAUUGUGUCCUCUCAAAUUUGCACCUCUGAAGAUCUAGAUAACACUAACAACACUAAUGUGUCUAAAAGAAGAAAGGUGUUUAUCACAGAAACUGAUGAGGUUUCUGUCAACUGUGUAGAAACCAAGAGUGCUGACAUUGAUGAAAAGCUCUUUGAAGGUUCAUGUGCGCCCUCUGUGAAAGAAGAGACAGAUGUUGGUGUUACACAUGUUCUUUCUCUAGUAAAGCUGAUAAGAAGUGGCUUGCUUCUCUUUAUCUUUCACAAGGACCACUCCCAUGAUGUAGCCAACACCGUAGCAAAAAUCAUGCAGUCAUUGGAGUCCGGAAGUUUAAAGUCUCCACUUUGGUGUCAUCGCAUAUUUCCUAUCCAAGCUACUUGUACUCUGAAUGAGAAAGAACUGACUGCAUUAGUGUCAAAGCUUGUUUUACAGUUUGUGAAUGAUGGAAAGAACAAAUUUGUGCGACCUGUGAAGUUUGCAGUUGGGUACAACAGAAGAGGAUUUGAGGAGGCAGAGAUAAAGGGUACAAAAAAAACAUUAAAUGAAUCAGACGUGAUAGAGUUAUUAGAUCGAAAUAAAUGUUUUACGGUCGUAGCUGCAGCAGUUAAAGAAGCUAUACCUGAUUCAAUGGUGGACCUGAGCCAUCCAGAGCUUUCAGUUCUUAUUGAGCUGCUACCCAUUUCAAGAGUAACGAGUGGGUCAUUGGUGGCUGGGGUCUCGGUUCUCCCGUACAAUCUUGUGAGCACCAAGCCUAAGCUUGGCAUCAAAGCUCUAGUUUCUGAUAUGAAAACAGGUAAUGGAAAGAAGAAUAGCAAGAAUAUCAUGGUACAAAAAUGAGUUUAUCAUGAUUCAUGAACAUGCAACUGUAAGUCUAAAUUAAACAAUUUUGCUAAAGCCCUCAGUAGCAGACUCUAAUCUGAUCUCCCUUAAGCAAAAUGCUAAAAUAGUUCUGGGAAUUUCAGCUCGAUUUGCAAAAUCACCCUCUGUAAUCUUAUAUUUUUCCUAUGAGUUUCUGUUCUUCCCUUUU
Daucus carota subsp. sativus is the source of this 1408-nucleotide messenger RNA. RefSeq lists its product as uncharacterized. Gene Ontology annotation, molecular function: RNA binding. The transcript is spliced from 7 exons. The coding region runs from base 181 to 1218 and encodes 345 amino acids. Lineage: Eukaryota; Viridiplantae; Streptophyta; Magnoliopsida; Apiales; Apiaceae. Gene Ontology annotation, biological process: tRNA modification. The record is from RefSeq and is a predicted model, not a curated record.